Molecule: messenger RNA, 4625 nt
Organism: Arvicanthis niloticus (Nile rat)
Lineage: Eukaryota; Metazoa; Chordata; Mammalia; Rodentia; Muridae
Gene: Htr1b
Product: 5-hydroxytryptamine receptor 1B
Biological process (GO): chemical synaptic transmission; positive regulation of MAPK cascade; bone remodeling
Cellular component (GO): plasma membrane
Molecular function (GO): G protein-coupled serotonin receptor activity
Source: RefSeq, a predicted model, not a curated record
AGAAGCCGGACUGGAUGGGCCAGUGCUUUAAUCACCGGGGCGAAGACGGGGCGUGGAGAGGAGCUAGCCAACGCGGCAGCAGCGCCUGGCGCACUGGAAGUGCAGGGGACGCGCCCGCAGGGUUGGUGGCCGCGCCUGUGACCUCUCCUUUAGGCUGAGAACACAGGCGGAGGAGUUACCGAGGAGCCCACUGAACUGGCUAGCCGAAGGAGACAAGCCUAUAGUCUCCAUGAUCCUUCCGUCCUCUGUUCUUUCCCUGGUCCGCUCCAUGUUCAAGAGCUGCGCUCCGCAGCCAGGACGAGGAGAGCUAUGGAGGAACAGGGUAUUCAGUGCGCCCCGCCGCCUCCCGCCGCCUCCCAGACAGGGGUACCUCUCGCCAACCUCUCCCACAACUGCACCGCCGACGGCUACAUUUACCAGGACUCCAUCGCCCUGCCCUGGAAAGUCCUGUUGGUUGCUUUGUUGGGGCUCAUCACCUUGGCCACCACGCUCUCCAACGCCUUUGUAAUCGCUACGGUGUAUCGGACUCGGAAGCUGCACACCCCGGCUAACUACCUGAUCGCCUCUCUGGCAGUCACUGACCUGCUCGUGUCCAUCCUGGUGAUGCCCAUCAGCACCAUGUACACGGUCACUGGACGCUGGACACUAGGCCAGGUGGUCUGCGACUUCUGGCUGUCGUCGGAUAUCACCUGUUGCACUGCUUCCAUCAUGCAUCUCUGUGUCAUCGCCUUGGACCGCUACUGGGCCAUCACUGAUGCGGUGGAAUAUUCGGCUAAAAGGACUCCCAAAAGGGCGGCCAUCAUGAUCGUGCUGGUGUGGGUCUUCUCCAUCUCUAUUUCGCUGCCACCCUUCUUCUGGCGUCAAGCCAAAGCGGAGGAGGAGGUGCUGGACUGCUUUGUGAAUACCGACCACGUCCUCUACACUGUCUACUCCACGGUGGGCGCUUUCUAUUUACCCACCCUGCUCCUCAUCGCCCUCUAUGGCCGCAUUUACGUGGAAGCCCGCUCUCGGAUUUUGAAACAGACACCCAACAAGACUGGCAAACGCUUGACCCGAGCUCAGUUGAUAACAGACUCCCCAGGAUCCACGUCCUCGGUCACCUCUAUUAACUCCCGGGCUCCGGAGGUGCCCAGUGAGUCCGGGUCUCCGGUGUACGUAAACCAAGUCAAAGUGCGAGUCUCGGACGCCCUGCUGGAAAAGAAGAAACUCAUGGCCGCUAGGGAGCGCAAAGCCACCAAGACCCUAGGGAUCAUUUUAGGAGCAUUUAUUGUGUGCUGGCUGCCCUUCUUCAUCAUCUCCCUGGUGAUGCCCAUCUGCAAGGAUGCCUGCUGGUUUCACAUGGCCAUCUUUGACUUCUUCAAUUGGCUAGGCUAUCUUAACUCCCUCAUCAACCCCAUCAUCUACACCAUGUCCAAUGAGGACUUCAAACAAGCGUUCCAUAAACUGAUAAGCUUUAAGUGUACAGGUUGACUUGUCAAUGGCAGUGGGGUCGCCUAAGCGACCUUUGGGGACCAAGUUGGGUCUUUUCACAGGUAGGUCAAAUCUUCUUUCCCUGUUACUGGGUGGAAACAAGGCUCUCUCUCUCUUGGGCAAGGGCAAUGGAUCCUCAGAAGCCCCUCAGAAGCCAGGCAGAAGCCUGGCUUCUCUGAGAGAGCACUCUGGAAUGUGAACAGCACAAACUUCUGGAAAAAGCUUCCAUGCUGAGAAGCUUAGCUUCCUCCACUCAAAGUCGGGGCUCAGCACAGAUCCUCCAGCAGCCAAUCAAACAAAAGGUAGCAACUUUUUAACGUUGAUGAUGGGAUGGGUAUCUCUGCCCCGUUUUGUAUCAUGGAUGUUGUUACCCUCCAAGCCAGUAGCACUUGUAGGUGUUGUCUGAAGCGUGUCUGAAACACCUCUACAUACAGCCUGGCAGUACUUGAACUAGACAAUUAAUACCCUGUGCUCUGGAGAGAACUCUGUGUUACAGCUUAAUUUUAAAACACUUUGGCAUCCUUCAGUUUUCAUUUAUUUAUUUAAAUUUGGUUGGAGAAACUCGUGGAUUUGGUGCUUCAAACACAGAACGUGGCUUGGACGGCACAGAGCAACCUUGAAGAGUUAACAGCAAAAUUCUGAUGCUAAGAUCUCUAUUUUUAUUACAAUCAAAAAUUAUAUGGGGGUGGUGGGUGGGCAUGGGAGAAGGGGAGCGUUACACUGAGAAUCAACACCUAAGAUUGAUUUUUUUUCUGCAGAUUUCUAAUUUUUUUAAUUCCUGUUUAGUGAUCGUCAAACCACAACUCUUAACAACUCAAAACACGAUGUGUGCUAGUGCCAAAGUCUGCAGGUUGCUUUGUUUUCCUAAUAUCAUGGACCAGUCAUUUUACACACUUAAAUCCCCACUGAUGGAGGAUAGGCUGGGUUGCUCAGCCCAAUUUGCUGCUGUCAGAAGAGUUUAGCAAGUGGAUUAGAGUUGUAUACAGUUCCUUAACAAGAAAGUAUCUUUAUUCCUUAUCCAGUUCCGUGAUGCAUGGAGGAGACUGAAGAAACACCAGAGAUUUCUUAUAUAAUUAAGAAAUGAAGGGGAAAAUAGGAGGAUGUAUAUUUUUGACUUGUAAAAAAAAACUUAAAUUGCAUGAGACAAUUUUUGAUAAUCAUUUGCACUCUCCCAUCUGUGAUUCCUUUGUGUGCAAAUUUAUAAAGUAACCAAGAGAACUGGCUUUCCUAUCCAGAAAUCCUCAAAAUGCAGCCAGAUCCCCGAAACUAUUAAUGUGUGUGUGUGUGUGUGAGAGAGAGAGAGAGAGAGAGAGAGAGAGAGAGAGAGAGAGAGAGAAAGAGAGAGAGAGACAGAGACAGAGUCAGAGACAGAGAGACAGAGAGACAGAGAGACAGAGACAGAGACAGAGAGAGGGGGGCUGAGAUUCCAGCUUAUUUUGUCCUUACUAUUGAAGUUUGGGCAGGAACAGCUAGGAAAAUUACACAUUAGAAAUUUAAAAAAGCCGAGAGAGCCUGAAAACAAACCUAUUUUCUUUAUAACUUAUAGAACCAAACCUCAGGCUUACUAAACAACCAGGAAACUGGCAAGCCUUCUAGCCUUGGAAAUGUGUUAGUGACCUGCCACUUCAGUGACUAUAACAUCUGAAAUAAUUUAAGCGGAUCUCUUUUUCUAAGUUUCAAUAACACUUAGCUAUUUUGGAUUCACUUUGGGGGUUACACAAUAGAGUAAAAUCACAUAUUAGAAGAUGAAAAAAAAUGCACUUUCUUAAUAAAAAGAAGCAGUCCUGAAGGGUUAACUGUAAGAACAAAUAUGUAUUUGGAAUGUUUAAUAUGCCAAAGAAGAUUCACAGUCUUUGCUUCAGAGGCUGUCUGUGCUGGAGACCUUUUGUCUGCAGAAGGAAGCUGUCUUUAUCAAAUGGAUCCACUCCCAGUGUGAAGCUGCCCAGACCAGAUCAUCAGACAAUAGAUGUAGUGAGCUGAAGUACACUGCUUGCCUACUGUGCAGACCUUCACAUUGGGUAAUGACUCUUGAAAAGAUGCUAUUCAAAUGUUCACAUGUACUGUAGGUAAAAAAGGGAAUUUCAACCAACGUUAUACCUGACACUGGAGUAGGAUGAAACCUUAGGCACUAGAUAACCCUAUAGACUGGGAUCUAUAGUGUUUUCUGCUGGGUCCCAAGCUUCUCUGUGCUUUGUGACAUUUCUCCUAUGGAGGAAUGCACAUAGAGCAUGGCAUUUGUUUUUUAUAUUGCUAAUAUGUUGGUCUUCUGUUUAUGUAGCUGUGUUUUCUCGGGGUCUAAGAGGCAAUUAAUUCAACUUUUAAAAGCCUUAGGGGAAAAUUAAUGGAAACAAAUAGCCACUUGCAAAUGAUUUCUUUAUAGGGCACCUACAAUGAUUGUGUCAUCAUGUUAACAAAACAUGGUCAAUUUAUACAAAUGGGUUGUUUGUCAUUUUGUAAAUCACCCACCUUAAUUAUCGCUUGAGUAUUUGGCUGAACUGACUGAAUUUUGGGCAUCGUGUAUCAAAUAGAAGCUUGCAAACCUUUGUAGUGAUAAGAGAUCUAGGAUCAUCAUCCAGCCUUGCACAUGAUUAUGCAAGGUGUAUAUUCAUCCCAGGGGUAUGCAGUUAGGACUGUUAAGUUCCUAUUGCAUAUAAGCAUAGUUUAUUUCAUAAACUGGACACGUGUCUUUUUUUGCAGAACAUAAAAUGGGAGAUGGAAAUGUUUAACUUACAUAAAAAUGAAGCUAUAUUUUCAUUGACUAUGGUAAUAAAUACCAUUUUCCAUAUUGUUUAAUUGCACAAAAAUUUCACUCAAGUAUAUGAAUGUAUACUCAUUUAAAAUUACAAAUAUUGUCUUGUGUUUGUAGGAACUUUAGAGUUUCCUUUAAAAAAUGGACCCUGCACCCAUGGAAUGAAUGUUUAAGGAAUUCAACAAAUUUUCUAUAGAACAACAUUGUUCACCUUUCCUCUUCGUUUUAUCUUCUUUAAGCAGGAAGCACUGAGAGGACUCUAAUUUACUCAAGCAGUAGCGUCUCAGACUGUGUGUAUUUGUUGGAGUUCUGUGUCUGAAAUUGCCUUUGGUAUUUCACCUCUCAGAAAAUGUGUAAUUGGAAAAUACAUUUAGGUAAAUGAUAAAAUAAAAGUCUUUUUUGUGUU